GGUCAACUUAACGACCGGGCCGCAAUUGGUUUGCACGUUAUCUUUCCAUUGGCGAGACCUAUAAGUCCAUACAGAUUCUCCGGUUAGAAGUCUUAUCUCCGUCCAACAGCAGCUUCGUGGCCUCGCCUCUGAUUUAGAAUCGUCCGAGCACUGACAAAAGCCUCGCCUGCAUGAACUAUAUAAUGAAGUAAAGGCGUGCCGAUAUGUCACAGAUACCGAGACCUGUACCUAUACCAUAGGCAUCAAUAACUCCCGGCCUUCGAGAUGCAUUUCGGCAACCACAGACUCAUUGGCGCUGCCGCCAAGAUCCCCGUCAACAAGCCCGUGGCAGUCAUGUCUGUCAGUCCCAUAGUUCUCCCCACGCCCAACCGACGUCUUGAUAUCGAGUUGCGAGUAACGGCCCCUGUCACGGGAGAUAACUUGCCUAUCAUAAUACUCUCUCAUGGCCAUGGACCAAGCAACUGGCUCUCGUCUUUGAACUCCUGCGCGCCAUUGUACGAGUUCUGGGGCGCACAUGGAUUUGUUGUUCUCCAGCCCACGCAUCUGUCGUCCAGGUUCCUCGGACUUGACAGCGCUCCGCCGGGACAAGAAAUGUUCUGGCAGUCGAAUGCGGAAGAUUUAGUCCAUGUACUUGACCACCUUGAUGACAUCGAGACAGCUGUUCCAGCACUCAAGGGACGUCUCGCCAAGACCCAAAUUGCCGUGGCUGGGUACUCCUAUGGCGCUUUCACUGCUUCUAUGCUGCUCGGUAUGGACAACACCGACCCACGUGGCAACGGUCCUCCGGUACGCCUCUUCGACGACCGCAUAAAGGCCGGUGUUAUUCUUGGGGGAACCGGGGAGGGUGGUGCAAAGCUCAAAGACACACUCAAGGCCAUGACCCCCUUCUACGGCCCCGACUUCAGCAGAAUGAUUACACCAGCUCUCGUCGUCUACGGCGACGAAGAUAUAAGCCCUCACCUGAACUGCGGCGCAGAGUGGCAUGCGGAUCCUUACACGCAAGCUCCGGGCCCAAAAGACCUGUUCACCGUCAAGGGCGGAAAGCAUGGGCUGGGUGGCAUCAAUGGCUGGGAUGUGGCAGAGACCGAGGACGAGAGCCCGGAAAUGCUGGGAGCCGUGCAGCGCAUAACUUGGGCGUACUUGAGAAGCCAGUUAGUAGAGGGCGACAACACCUGGCGGGAAGCCUGUGAGGCCAUGGUCGGGCUCGAGCAACUUGGGACCGUGGAAAGUAAAGGGUUUUAAACGGGGUUAUGCUGGAUGUUUUAUUGAAGAGCGUGUUGUGUUCGUCUGGUAAAUACAUGUAUGUAAUUCCAGCGAACGCCAUAUAUCAUACAAUCCGAAAUCUUAUCCGAGAACUUCUCCA
This is a messenger RNA of Trichoderma harzianum CBS 226.95, 1363 nucleotides long. RefSeq lists its product as hypothetical. The record is from RefSeq and is a predicted model, not a curated record. Bases 265 to 1242 code for a protein of 325 amino acids. Lineage: Eukaryota; Fungi; Ascomycota; Sordariomycetes; Hypocreales; Hypocreaceae. The transcript is spliced from 3 exons. Gene Ontology annotation, molecular function: oxidoreductase activity.